Molecule: messenger RNA, 337 nt
Organism: Trifolium pratense (red clover)
Lineage: Eukaryota; Viridiplantae; Streptophyta; Magnoliopsida; Fabales; Fabaceae
Product: VAN3-binding protein-like
Exons: 2
Coding region: 68-337 (89 amino acids)
Biological process (GO): leaf vascular tissue pattern formation; phloem or xylem histogenesis; auxin-activated signaling pathway
Source: RefSeq, a predicted model, not a curated record
AACAUUAAAAGCAAGAGCUCUAAAGGAAGUAUGGAAUAUUGCUGCAGUAACACCACUAGAGAAAUGAAUGGGGGGUAUGACAGUAUGUGGAAAAGCUAAUAACAUAAACAACAGCACCAGUGACAGUGGAGAAAUUGUGAAUGGAGAUAAUUUUUCAGGUUCCGGCAUCCAAGAGCUACUUGCUAAGGGCAGUGAAUUACUCAAACGGACUCGCAACGGUGAUCUGCAUUGGAAAAUAGUUUCUGUUUACAUACAUAGAACAGGACAAGUAAUGCUGAAAAUGAAAAGCAAACUUGUUGCAGGAGCUAUUACUACCAAAAAGAACAAGAGUAAGUAA